Dictyostelium discoideum AX4 is the source of this 135-nucleotide messenger RNA. RefSeq lists its product as hypothetical. Lineage: Eukaryota; Evosea; Eumycetozoa; Dictyosteliales; Dictyosteliaceae. Bases 1 to 135 code for a protein of 44 amino acids. The record is from RefSeq and is a predicted model, not a curated record. The transcript is spliced from 2 exons.
AUGUAUAUUUUUAGUUAUGAAUUCCGUAAAAUAGGUGGUGGUUCAAAUAGAAACAAUUACCAAUUAAACUCCGCUCCUGCCUUUAAAUCUAGUCAAAAUACUUCAACCCAAGCAAAACCAACUUUUUCUAAUUAA